Messenger RNA from Anarrhichthys ocellatus (wolf-eel), 2007 nucleotides. RefSeq names its product activating transcription factor 4b (gene atf4b). Gene Ontology annotation, cellular component: ATF1-ATF4 transcription factor complex; ATF4-CREB1 transcription factor complex; nucleus. The record is from RefSeq and is a predicted model, not a curated record. Bases 275 to 1627 code for a protein of 450 amino acids. NCBI's taxonomy places the organism in Eukaryota, Metazoa, Chordata, Actinopteri, Perciformes, Anarhichadidae. Gene Ontology annotation, biological process: regulation of transcription by RNA polymerase II. The transcript has 3 exons. Gene Ontology annotation, molecular function: DNA-binding transcription activator activity, RNA polymerase II-specific; RNA polymerase II transcription regulatory region sequence-specific DNA binding.
UAUAUCAGGACCGUGCCACAACACGCGCCAUCUUCUUUUCCGAGGAACAUCAUUGUCGAACAUCGCUCUGUUGCCCGAAAUGGCAGUGUAAAAGUGCGCCGCGACCCCGCCGCCAACCAAACAGUGCAUCCAACCCGUGCACUGAGUCACUUCCAAAUCAGAAACAUGUCGUCCUUUGUGGAAACCCUCACUGCUGCUGCAUCCAACAGCAAAAAAGAGUUCGAAACUGUCCUAUCCUCGUCCCACACUCUCUUUGUGACCAACAACAGCCACUAUGACCACGAUGAUGACAAACUCACAGUUUGGCCUGGAAGACAUGGAGGCCCUUCUCUGGGGACCUUCCUCUCCCAUGGCUGAUGCCACGAGCUUCUCGACUACACGCCCUGACCAAGAAGAAGAACAACAGAAAGCAGGAGGGACCUCGUUGGAGGGCGACGCUUCCCCUGUGUCGCCCUUCGCCUCCUCAUCGCUGUCCUCUUCCUCCUCGCCUCCUCCCUUCUACUCUCCACCUCCCUCGCCGCUGCCCGUCCUCCUCCAGGGGGACAAAGCUGGGAAGGAGUCUGACCUGCUCUCCCUCCCCUGGUUGGGCCACCCUGGUCCUCUGAGACAGGCCGUCUCAGAUGACAGCAAAGAGGAUAUGUUCGGUGACCUGGACUGGAUGGAUGAGAGGAUGGAUCUGUCCGAGUUUGACCUGGACUCUCUGAUCGGCUCCUGCAGUCCUACUGAAGAGUCCCCCAGUUGUCCAGAAGACCUCCUAGCCGCCCUGGAAUGCCCCAUGGAGCUUGACUCCCUCCAAAUACCCACUCUCUUAAGCCCCGCACUCUCAAGUCAUCCCUCUGCUUGUCUUCCAUGUAUACCUCCCCCUACACCCCCCACGGUCUGCUCAGAUCCUUGUGUCAUUACAGUGGAUGAGCCUGAAUCCUACAUUGAAGAACAGGAGGGCCCCUGCCUGCCCCUGUGUGUCCCGGAGCCACAACAGGAGCUGGAAAUCAAAUCUGAGCCGGCAUCUCCAGACCCCCCUUCCCCCUUGGUGGAUUCUCCCUCCUCCCCAGCCUACACCCUGGACUUGGGCAGUGAAGUGGAUGUCACGGAGAGUGAGGCGAAGCCAGUGGUAGCGUCUGUCGUCUCCCAAGUCCAGAGGCUCGUAUUCUCCCUCCCAACGACCCGCAUUGUCCUCGUGUUGGCUCCCAAAGAUGAAAUCGGCAUCACCACCACCAAUGUAACCACCACGUCACAGAUCGUUCAUUGCUCCCCUCCGCCAAAGCCCUCCAGAAGCAGACCAUACCCCGAGCCCACAUACGAAGGCAGUCCGCCUUCUCCCAGUGCCACCACUGUCAAAGUCAAGUCCCCCCAGGAGGCAGAUGGAGAUCAGAGGGCAACUUUGAAGGCCCCGAAAUCCAAGAAACUGAAGAAGAUGGCGCAGAAUAAGACGGCCGCCACACGUUACAGGCAGAAGAAGAAAGUAGAGCAGGAUACGCUUCUUGACGAGCAUGGUCUGCUGGAGAGGAAGAACCUGGAGCUGAAUGAGAAGGCUGAAUCCUUGGCCCGGGAGAUCGAGUACCUGAAAGAGCUGAUGGAGGAGGUCGGCCAGGCCAGGACCAACAAACGUCUCGGUGCUGACCCCUAGUGGUCGGACCUAACAAUGACGUGUGAGAAGAGAGUAGGCUCAGCAGAUUUUAUUUUACAAGCAAGUAUCAAUAAAGUGUUCUGUCCACACAGCAAGUCUUGGAGCCACAAUCCAGUACAACUGGUGUUUUUCAGAGUACCUCCUUUUUAAAUAUCUAACACUGGUAUUAAAUAUAGAAUACUUUUAUCAUGUUUAGAGUGGUUAUAUGGAAACGAGUAUUUUCCAUUCGGUAUAUAAACUUGUGUUUUUUGUAAUGUAUCUAAAUGUUUCCUGUAUCUGGACCUCUGUGACCUGCCAGUAGGAUGUAUUUUAAUAAAAGUGUAUUGUAGUAUAAUGGACCAUUGUAUUAUGAAUCUCUUAAUAAAGAGUCUUAAAAUGAA